This is a messenger RNA of Aspergillus aculeatinus CBS 121060, 2586 nucleotides long. RefSeq names its product Clavaminate synthase-like protein. The record is from RefSeq and is a predicted model, not a curated record. Bases 1 to 2586 code for a protein of 861 amino acids. Gene Ontology annotation, molecular function: transmembrane transporter activity. The transcript is spliced from 11 exons. Gene Ontology annotation, biological process: transmembrane transport. Lineage: Eukaryota; Fungi; Ascomycota; Eurotiomycetes; Eurotiales; Aspergillaceae.
AUGUCUCCCAGCGCCCCUCCAAUCCUUGAUUUCUCCGCGUUCUACGGCGGCGAUAGCGCUGCAAAGGCACAGCUCGUCGAACAGAUCCGCGAAUGCUGUCUGUACAAUGGCUUCUUCCAGAUCACGGGCCACCGCGUACCGCGCGAGCUCCAGCAGCGCGUCAUGGCCUGCACGAAACGAUUUUUUGAUCUGCCCCUCGAGGAGAAGGUUCUGGUUGACAAGAAUCACAACACCUGGAACCGUGGCUACGAAUUGCUCCGAUCGCAGAUGCUCGAAGUCGGCACCGGGCCCGAAUUGAAGGAGGGAUACUACGUGGGCGAGGAGAUUUCCGAGGACCAUCCCUAUUUCGUGCAGAAGAAGCUCAACAGCGGCCCCAACCAGUGGCCGCCUACCGUCCCGGACAAAGAGGAGUUCAAACGCACGACCAUGGAAUACUACCACGCGGUGUUUGAUCUGGCCAAGGACGUGCUGGGCGCGUUGGCGCUGACGCUCGACGUGUCGGAAGACUACUUCGACCCCUUGACCGACGGGGCGGUCGCCACGAUGCGAUACCUGCACUACCCGGCCCAGCCGAAGGACGCGGACGAAAAGCUGAACCGGGGGAUUGGCGCACACACCGACUUUGGUUGUAUUACGCUCUUGCUGCAGGAUGAGGUGGACGGGCUGCAAGUUCUUGACGCGCCGACCGGCGAAUGGCUGGAUGUCGAACCCGUGCCCGGAGCCUACGUUGUCAACCUGGGCAACCUGUUCAUGCGCAUGGCCAACGACCGGUACAAAUCCAACAUCCACCGGGUGAUCAACAAGUCCGGCAAGGAGCGGUACAGCAUCCCGUUCUUCUUCAGCGGGAACCCGGAUUACCUGUGCGAGUGUCUGCCCAACUGCCGGCAGCCGGGCGAGGACCCCAAGUACCCCCCGAUCACGGUCGAGGAUAUGGUGACGGCGUCGUACAAAGAGAGUUACGGUAGAGCGGAGAAGUACAAGCAGGAGAUGAAGGCGAAGAUGGAGUAUUUGAGAGAGUACAGGGCAGUCGUCGACGCUCCAAGACGUGAUACCCUCGAGGCCGAGACGAAGGGCGUGAUCUUCGACGACCCCGACGUGCAGCAGUUCUACGGCACGUCCACGACGGAAGCGUAUCGCCUGAAGUCAGAACUCAUCGGGCGAUGCAUGGAGGAGAUAGGGAUGGGGCGGUUCCAAUGGAAACUCUUCGUGGUCACGGGGUUUGGAUGGAUCGUGGACAAUUUCGCAUCCCAAGGCAUCAGCGCCGUGCAGCCACCCAUCGAGCUCGAAUUCCCCGGUAUCGUGCAGGUCAGCUACAGCUCCGUCGCCUACUACAUCGGCCUGAUCCUGGGGGCCUCCUUCUGGGGCAUCUCCAGCGACCUCAUCGGCCGCAAGCCCGCGUUCAACUGCACGUUGCUCAUCGCCGGGAUUUUUCUCUGUGGGGCAGCGGGGACGAUGAACUUCGUGGGGUUCAGCGCGAUGUGGGCGAUGGUCGGGACGGCGGCCGGGGGGAACGUGCCGGUGGAUAGUAUGAUCUUUCUGGAGUUUGUGCCGGGGAGUCAUCAAUGGCUGCUGACUGCGCUGUCUGCGUGGUGGAAUCUGGGCCAGCUGAUUGUCUCGCUGGUGGCGUGGGUGUUUCUGGCGAAUUUCAGCUGCGCGGCGGAUUCGACGCCGGAGACGUGUCGUCGGGGGGAUAAUAUGGGGUGGAGGUACACCCUCAUAACCCUGGGCAGUCUCUCGCUCGCCUUCACCCUCAUCCGCACCUUCGUGUUUAAACUGCCCGAAACACCCCGAUACCUCCUCUCCAAGGGCCGCGACCAAGCCGCCGUGGACGCCGUCAACCACGUCGCGAAGGCGAACGGCAAGCCGGCCCCAUUGACCCUGAGCAUGCUGCAGGACAUCGACGCCCGACUGGGCAUCCCGUCCACGACGUCGUCCGCCCUCUCGACGACCGAGAUCCUCCGCGAGAACAUGAAAGACUUCAAGGGCGAGCACUAUCGCGCGCUCUUCGCCACCAGACCAUUAACCCGACACACCGUGAUCAUCUGGGGGAUAUGGUUGACCAUCGGAAUCGCCUACCCCCUCUACUUCAACUUCCUCCCCUCCUACCUAGCCACGAAAUUCACCUCAUCGGCAAGCCUAACAACCACCUACCGCAACUACUGCAUCGAAUCCGCCGUCGGCGUCGUCGGCCCCCUGUCCGCGGCAUACCUGGUCACCACGAUCUUCGGGCGCCGAUGGAUGAUGGGCCUCUCGUCCAUCAUCACGGGGGUGUUCCUGUUCGCCUACGUGGGCGUCAGCAACCCCACUUCCUCGUUGGCGUUCGCGUGCGUCACGGGCAUGCUGGGGAAUUUCGAGUAUGCAAUCAUGUACGCCUUCACCCCGGAAUCCUUCCCCGCGCCGCACCGCGGCACCGGCACCGGCACGGCGGCCAGCCUGCUGCGGUUCGGCGGGCUGUGCGCCAGCCUCGUCGCGUCGCAGACGGGCUUCACCACCGCGCCCAUCUAUGCCUCGGCGGCGCUGUGGGUGGUGGUCGGGGUCGUGUGUUGGGGGUUGCCGUUUGAGACGGCGGGGCAUGGGUCGAUCUAG